CAGGCGGCCGCGUGCGCGCGCAGCCUGAACGAGCUCUCCGAGCUCCUGCGCUUUGAGGCGAGGCGGCGAGAAAGAGAUUGGAGGUCGAUGUUAAAUCGGUAAGAACGCGUCCCCGGGAGAUUCUGACAAUACUGAUGGAGAACACGCAGGAAUCAGACUCUGUUCUUCAGUCAACUGAGAUCUGCCAAAAGGGGAACAAAUUGAACUUUUCCAAAGGGCCAGAUCAUCGGCAGCGUUCCCGAGAUAAACUGAAGCUCUUUAUCUGUUCUGAAUGCGGUAAGAGCUUCAACAAAUACUCACACCUCAAAUUGCACCUAUUGGUCCACACAGGAGAGAAACCUUUCAAAUGCCGUGUCUGUGAGAAAGAAUUCAAUCACCCAUCCAGCCUUCGUAAACAUGAGAUCACACACACAGGAGAGAAGCCAUUCAAAUGCUCCGACUGUGGAAAGAGUUUCAAUGACUCGUCUAAUCUGUCCCGGCACAAGCGCAUUCACAGUGGUGAGAAGCCAUUUAAGUGCAACAUGUGUGACAAAGGGUUUACUUACUCUCACCAUCUAGUAUCACACCAGCGUACUCACACAGGAGAAAAACCGUUUCAAUGCUCAACAUGUGGGAAAGAGUUCAGCCAGUCAUCCACACUCGUGAUGCACAAGCGAACACAUGCUGACAAGAGGCCCUAUAAGUGUGGCACAUGUGGGAAGGGGUUCCAGCUGUCACGCCACUUGGUGACUCACCGCCGCACGCACACUGGAGAGAAACCAAUCGAACGUGGGAAGGAGUUCAAGCAGGACUCCAAUUUGGUGAAACAUCAGCGGAUUGAUACAGGAGAGCUGCCGUAUAAAUGUACCUUCUGCAGUAAGAUGUUCCGUCAGUCUCACAACCUAAUGAUCCACAAGCGUAUACACAAUGUGAAGAAGCCAUAUCAGUGCUCCACACGCAGGCAGGAGUUCAACCAGCAUUCGUCCCUGCUGAAGCAUCAGCAAACACACAAAGGAGAGAGGCCAUACUUAUGUUCUGUGUGCGAAAAGAGGUUCAAGGGCUCCAGCAUGCUGGUGACACAUCAUGUCAACAUGGGUGACAGCCCCUGUCAUUGCAUUGGAUGUGGAAAAGUUUUCAAAAACUCAUCAAAUCUCAUCCAGCACCAGACUGUACACACAGAAGAGUGGCUGCAUAAACGUGCUGGGUGUGAGAAGGGCUUCAAGCGUACGCACAAGUCAUGCGCACAACUUAUUGAGCCAUCAGGACGACCACACAGGAAAGAUUCCAUUCAAAUGCACAAGAUGCAGGAAAGGCUGUAAAACUCCUCCAUCUGUUACAUCACCAGCACAGCCACAGUACAUGAGAUCUUGUCAUCUUCCCUUCCAUCUCCCCCUGCUUUCCUCUUACACACAAGAUCAACAUCAGCAUUUGGAUAAGACAUUGUCCCUUAAUAUCCCGAAUCUCCUUUCCUCUACCAUAAGCUAGAUGGAAUGGGUAUUGCAUUGUGCCACUUGAAGGAGGUACUGACGCACCCCAAUUUGUGGGCUAAAAUAAUUUUGAGUGUGUUAAGCAGGUGUCCACACCAGUAUCAGCGCCUUUUUGGAAUUCACUUUCAAUGUGACAUUUGAGAGCAAAAUCUGUGGAACCACUUCAAAAAUUCUGUCUAAUGUUGAAUCGACCCCUUGCAUCAGAGGGUAAAUUGAAAUUUGGCACCCUGUAAUUUUCUGGUGUCUUCCAAGUCAUGGCCCAAGUUAGGAACACUGAGGGGACCCAAUUUGUUGCUCCAUGAUAUGGAGUCCACUAUACUUGGACCUCAGGAGGUGAGAGCUGUCAGAAAUCCAGCAAAUGAUGUUAUCUGAGUGGACCUGCGUUUUUCAUUGCCAAGACUUCAGAGAAGGGCAGAAAUUUUGCUGUUAGACCUUCAGAAACCUGGCAUUAGCAGGUCCUGUCAUAUUUCCCUCCCAGACACAGUUGGGCUGUUGGACCAUCUUGGGUGGGCCAAGGAACUUCAGCACCUUUGUUUUGAACAUUUUGUUUCCAUAUAACAGCGUGAGUCGAUUUAUAUUGGAAAAGCAGCCGGAGAUAUGAAUAGAUCCCUAAAAUCUCCUCAAGUCUGCCAGUAUCAUUUUCUUCAAAUUGUUUAUUCUGUUUUCAAGAAUACUGUUGAGAAUUGCAGGAAAGGACGUGGGAAAAUGACGGACAAGUUAAUUAGUCUUGGCAGAAUCUUCAUAAAGAAGUGCUGUUGCCAGAUGGACUUUACAUCCUGUUACCAAUAUGCAAUAGGAAAAAUUAAGGCAGCCUAGUAUGCUUCCGGUAUGAUAAACCUAAUGUGACACCAGACCAGGAACCACUAAUGACUUCUUCUAGUUUUAUGAAACUCAGUGCUCUCCCAUGGAAUGAUGCAAGUUUAGAAGGCCAUUCUCUAUAACUGUGCUGUUCAGUAUGAAUGUUUCACACACUCAGUCACAAAUUGCUGAGAUCCUAAAAAUAACAUUGAGAACAAUUUAAUUUUUUUUCCUUCCCAUUUGCCUGAGUGAUCAGAGUGAAGAAAACAUUCAAUAGUGAAUAUUUGGAAGAUGGUGUUUCUGUAAUGAUUCAUUGAAUUUGCCCCACGUAUGUGGGAUUAGCUUCUUCUAUAGAUGAACACACACAAGGAUGGCAGGAGCUUUAUGCAUGCCUGGGGCAGAAGAGGGGCCGUUUUUUCAGUGUCUUUGGCACCUCCCUUGGCAUCACCAUGCCCAACAGCUCAGAUUAGAAGUCAAAACAGAAAAUACUGAAAUACUCAGUGGGCCUGGCAGCAUCUGUGGAGAGAGAAAUAGUUAACAUUUCAGAUCAAUGAUCUUUCAACAGAACUGGGAAAAGCUAGAAAUAACUUUUUUAAGCAUGUAACGGGGUGGGGGGCCGGGUGGGAAAAAGAGCAAAAGGGAAGGUCUGUGAUAGGAUGCAAGACAGUGGAGAUUAAAUAACAAAAGAGUUGGUGGUACAAGGCCAAAGGGACUAUGUAGAUGGACAAGCAAAGAAACAAAACAUGUCCAGAGGAGGUGUGAAUGGUAGAAUGAUGAACAGGUCAAAGAUGAGUAAAUCAAAAAUCAAGAAAGAGAAAAGGAAACAAUUGGGACCAAGUUUACUGUAGUUCCAGCAUUUUGUUUUUAUUUCAGUUUUUCUGUGUCUGAUAUAUUUUGCUUUUGUUUCAGAUUAGAAAUCCCUGCUUUGAGGUACUGAACAUAAAUCAUAGAAUCUUUUCGCAUAGGAGACCAUUCAGCAUAUCUUGCCCCUGUUGACCCUUUAAAAGAGCAGUUGUGUUUAAUCCUUUAUUUCUGAUUUUUGUCUGUAAUUUUGCAUGUUCCUCACCCUCAAAUACAUGGCCAACUCCAUUUAAAAAUUAAUAAUGGAAUCAGCUUCCACCACCUCUUCAGGUAAAGAGUUCCAGAUCCUGACAACAGUUAAGUGGGAAAAACAAUUUUGUCUCAAGGCAAACAGUCUUAACUUUUCUAAUCUUUGACCAUAACUGAAGUCCUUCAUCGCUGGUAAACCCCUUCUGUGCCCUUUCUAAGGCUCCCGACAAUUCUCCACAGUGCUCCGGCUGAGGGUAUACCAGUGAUUUAUAAAGUUCGAGCACAGAUUUCUUUACUUUUAUAUUCUAUGCCUCUAUACAUAAACCCAAGAAACCCAUGUGUUUUUUAACCAUCUGCCACCUUUAACCUUCUCUGUUUCCUUAUUAAAGAAUUCAACUCCAACCAAAGUAGUCAGACAGAAUUUGUCAUUAACAAAUCCAUGCUGGCCCUCUGAUUAACCCAAUAAAAAUUUGUUUUAUGCAUGAUAAUGGUUUCCAAUAACUUCCCCACUUCAAAUGUUAAGCUGAAUGGUGUAUUGUUAAUGGUUUAACCCUCCCCUCUUUUGAAUAGUGGCCUUAAGUAAGAAACCUUCCAGUUACUAUAUCCAGUGACUAUUAAAAGACUGUGACCAAUGGCUUUGAAAGUUCUAUCUUCGCUUCUUUUAGCAAUCUAGGAUACAUUCCAACUAGACCAAGUGAUUUACCAACUUUCAAUCUUUUUAGUACGUCUUCUCUUCUAUUACAAUCCAUAAAAUCUCCCCUCUUUUGCUGUAAACUAUAAAAAGAAUAGGUAGGUCACUUAGUUCGAAUGUGGGAGUCUACUUAGAAGAAAAACUUGAACUACAAAUAUAUCAAUCACUAAAAGUUACACCACAGGUUAGCAAGGCCAUAAAGCAAAUCAAGCACUGGGCUUUGUUUCUAGAUGGAUAGAAUUGAAAAGUAGGGUAGUUAUGCUAAACCUGUAUUAAGCCUUGGUUAGACCACACUUAAGUGUACUGUAUGCAGUUCUGGUCACCAUUUUAUAAAAGGGAUCUAAAUACAUUGGAGAGUGUAGAGAAGAUCUACAAAGACGAUGCCAGAAAUGCAUGGGUACAUAUCAAGAAAGGAUUGACUUCUUGGCCUCUUUUUUUUCUUCUUGAAGAAAGGCUGAAGGGUGACCUAAUAGAAGUCUUUAAAAUUAUGAUAAAGUGGAAUGUUGAUAGAGCAGAAUAUAGAGAAAAUGUUUCCUCUUGUGGAGAAGAGCAUUACUGGAGGUCAUCAAUGUAAGUUCGUCACUGAGAAAUCCAAUAGGAAAUUCAGAAGAAACUUAAUUACCCAAAGAGUGCUGAGAAUCUCUACCACAGUAAACAUUUGAAGCGAAUAGUAUACAGGUAAAUGCAUUUAAGGAGAGGAUAGGUAAGCAUAUGAGGGAUAAGGGGAUAGAGGGUUACAAUCAUAGAUUUAGAUGGAGAAAGAUUGGAGGAGGCUCAAGUGGAGCAUAAAUAUCAGCAUAGACUGGCCGAAAGACCUGUUUCUGUGCCAUAUAGCCUAUGUAAUACGUAAUCUUCACAUCAUCAGCUUCCUUGCUGAAGGCAGGUGCAAGUACUCAUUUAACAUUUUUUAGCCAUAUCCUGUGUCUACAUGUAGAUUUCCCUUUGGUUCUUUAAUAGAUCCAGCUUUUUCCCCAGCCAAACACCUUUACACUUUGAGUGCACUAAAUUUCAGCAAAACUGCACCUCCCAUUUUGGAAACAUUUUAAAUGUAAUCAGAGCCUAUAAAUGUGCCGAUAACUCAGAUGCAUGUGUGUCAAAACUUUUCUUCAAUGUUUUGAUAGUUUGAAGCAAUAAAGCUUAAUGGCUCCUAUAAAAAAACUUGUUUUCUAACAUGUAGACUGUGGAAGAAAAAUCACUCAAAUAUUGCAGGGAUUUUAUUCUACUAAAGUGGCCCCAUAAUCUGAAACAUUUUAGGGGAGAUAACUUUAUCAGUGUGGCUCACUUGGUAACAUUCAAAAGUCAUGGGUUUUAACCAGCACCAGGACCUGGCCAUAUUAAUUAGGCUGACACUCAAAUGCCGCAUUAUAACAUAUGCCAAUCCUUGGAAGAGACUUCAAAUCAAGGUGUUGUCUGUCUGGUCACAUGGACAGUAAAACCUUGAUGGGUUGGUAUUGUGAAGAGAUGAUCAAAUAGUCUAUUCAUCUGCAGUAAACAAAAUGUACACUUACUAUAUGGUUGUGUGUAGGAUGGGCAUGGAGAGUUUCCUGUCCGAAGAUACAUUGAAAAUAAAAAAAAUUUUCAGUGACGUGUAUAUGUAAAAUUUAGGAAAUAAACACAGUGUGUGCAUCCACUCUUGUAAA
Messenger RNA from Carcharodon carcharias (great white shark), 5645 nucleotides. Its product is annotated as zinc finger protein 239-like. Gene Ontology annotation, cellular component: nucleus. The record is from RefSeq and is a predicted model, not a curated record. Gene Ontology annotation, biological process: regulation of transcription by RNA polymerase II. The transcript has 2 exons. The coding region runs from base 135 to 1298 and encodes 387 amino acids. Gene Ontology annotation, molecular function: DNA-binding transcription activator activity, RNA polymerase II-specific; RNA polymerase II cis-regulatory region sequence-specific DNA binding. Lineage: Eukaryota; Metazoa; Chordata; Chondrichthyes; Lamniformes; Lamnidae.